GGGGAGAGACCACCCAUAGGUGCGUGUGGAGGAGUUGCAAAGCCGAGCGUGCGCCCGGGAGCGCAGCAUCCUCCUCGCCGCCACAUCUCGCAUUGUCAGCCACGAAAGUGAAGGGAUUGUGAUGAGAUUCGAGAUCGUGUCCAGAACUCGGGAGGGAAAUUGAAGUUUGUUGGUAUCUCACCUCGAUACGCAAUGGAGUGACACCUGGAAAGGGACUAUGAUGGACAUUUUGGCUUCGGAGCUCGUGUCCAGAAGUGCUCCGGUUUGCAUGACGCGCGGUGCCGAGAGAGCCCCCGGGACGGCCAGCAUCCAUUUAUGCGCGCGUGGCAGGACAAUCCUCUCGAUGGUCCAAAUAGAGCGAUGCUGUUGCGCGCAGCGAGCCCGCUGAGACUGACGUGCGAACUCAUCGCAUUCCGGCUCGUGCAAGAGCGCGUCUUAAAACGCUUCAUUCUUCAUUCAUGAUCAUUCUGCCGCCGCUCCGAACUUGUUGAUGAGCGCGGGGACCUUGGAGAGCACAUGAGUGGACUUCGACGCUUUUCCAGAACAUCACACAGGACGAGCACAAUGACUGACAGCCAGACAAGCUGAGGAGACCUGUCACACAUUGUCUUAUCAACACGUCAAAGGGCUAUCGCUUUCUCGCCUCCCGCUUUGCCACCAGCCUCCUCAAUCUUGUCCUCUUCUCAAUGGGCUGCUAACCCUAGAGAGACAGAAAUAAUAAUAAUAAAAAAAAGAAGACGCCUCUAAAUCACCGAGAAAGGCAUGUCUCUCAAUUCCCGUUGAAUGAGUUGCUGUCAGUGGAAGUGGAAAUAGAAUAGGGGACCCUUGAUCAUAAGUCUUUACAAGGAGAUCCAGCUCCAAGGAAAGGGGCUGAGAGAGGACCAGUCAUGCAUCUCUAUUUGGCAUUGACGCUGCAGGUGUUGUGGACUGGUGUUUGCCAAGCCGCCAUGCAGCACUACCCUGCAACAUGGGGCCACUACGACGUGUGCAAAUCCCAGGUCUACUCAGACGAAGGACUAACCUGGGACUACAUGGCCUGCCAGCCAGAGGCGGCAGACAUGACGAAGUACCUGAAGGUUAUGCUGGAUCCACCGAACAUCACCUGUGGAAAUCCACCUGAGACAUACUGUGCACUGGAAAACCCCUACAUGUGUAAUAAUGAAUGUGACGCCAGCACUGAGGAACUCGCCCAUCCGCCAGAACUCAUGUUUGAUAUCGAGGGCCGCAACCCCACAACAUUCUGGCAAUCAACAUCCUGGAAAAGGUAUCCAAAGGCCCUCCUGGUUAACAUCACAUUGUCUUGGAACAAGACCAUCGAGCUGACAGAUGAUAUCGUCCUCACCUUCGAGUCAGGCCGGCCAGAACAAAUGGUUCUGGAAAAGUCACUUGACUAUGGACGUACCUGGCAGCCAUAUCAGUUCUAUGCCACUGACUGCCUGGAUGCUUUUACCAUGGAGCCCAAGACAGUGCAGGAUCUGACCCAGCAUACUCUGCUGGACAUCAUCUGCACUGAGGACUACUCUCGAGGUUAUGUUUGGAAGUAUGACAAAACAGUUCGCUUUGAGAUCAAGGACCGCUUUGCGCUGUUCGCUGGGCCUCGACUCCACAACAUGGCUUCACUUUAUGGCCAACUGGACACCACUAAGAACCUGAGAGACUUCUUUACCAUCACAGACCUGAGAAUCCGACUGCUCCGACCUGCCACUGGUGCUACAAUGGUGGAUGAGAACAACCUGUCCAGAUACUUCUACGCCAUUUCUGACAUUAAAGUCCAGGGCAGGUGCAAGUGCAACCUUCACGCCAACAGCUGCGUGUUUGACAAAGAGAAGCUUAGCUGUGAGUGUGAACACAACACCACUGGGCCUGAUUGCGGCCGUUGUAAGAGGAACUACCAAGGCAGAGCGUGGAGUGCCGGCUCCUACCUGCCGAUCCCGAAAGGCACUGCAAAUAUAUGUAUCCCUAAUAACAUUGGUCCAGUUAACUGCGAAUGCUUCGGCCACUCCAACCGUUGCAGCUACAUCGAGCUGCUAAACACGGUCAUUUGCGUGAGCUGUAAGCACAACACUAGGGGGCAGCACUGCCAGCUAUGCAAGCUGGGCUUCUUUCGCAAUGCUUCGGCAGAACUGGAUGAUGAAAAUGUUUGCAUAGAGUGUAAUUGUAAUCCCUUCGGCUCAGUCAGUGAUCGCUGUAAUGGCACAGGAUAUUGUAUAUGUAAGGAGGGCACUACAGGGCCUAAGUGUCGCGAGUGUCUGCCCGGCUAUAUGUGGGACGAUGGCUGCAAAUCUCGGGUGUGCGACAACGAGCUCAUGCGCUGCCAAAAUGGCGGUGUGUGCAUCAGCAACGUCCGCUGCAACUGCCCCUCGGCCUACACAGGCCUGCUGUGCGAGAAGCCGCGCUGCGAGUCGGGGCUCGGAGGUUGCAGAGGUGCCGAUUCGGGCCAGCCCCCCCUGAGGCCUCCGUCCUCCUUCGGGCCGCUUCUUCUUCUUCUGGGCUCGGCACUUCUCUAAAGAGACCUGGUGGGAGCGAUUAAACCCCUCGCGCACACACACAGCCUUCACCCCAUUGACCCAUCCCCCUUUCGAAUAAUCAACAACCAUUCAAGCAGAACAAUCAUGAGCUUUGUGGACUGUACUGUACCAGCUUCUGAUGUGAAAAGGAAUGUGCCAGAGAAAAGAGUGCAAAAACAUUUUUUUUCAUUCAAUAUCAAAUAAUAUAUAAAAAAUAAAUACAAUAUAUACAUGUAAAAAUGCCAGAUAAUAUUAAAUAUUAACAUAAAAGAGUGCAAUGGAAAAUGAGCCCCCCGCCCCACCUAACUCCUCCUGCUCAUCCCUCCUCGAAGCCAUACAGGUGCUUAAAGCUCCCUCUAGUUGGAGCGAAUAACUGAAGAUGACUUCCUCUGUUAUUACCACGGCAACCACGGCUGCAACCAAUUGACUCGCACGAGCCGACAGAAGCUGCCGAGACGCCUUUGGGAUGGUCCUGUAAGUUCAGUGCUGGCUUGACUGUUGAGGAAGACAAAUCAAAUAAAUAUUUCCCUCAGCCUCUUCAACAUAAUUCAUGGGAGAGAACACAUGGAGAACAAGCUCUUUGCCAGUGCAUUGUGGAUGGAAGAAAAGUGCGCAGACUGCUUUUUUGUGCCACACAAACUUUCUCUCAAUCUCUCCGCCUUCAAGCUCAUGCUCCUCUUCCUUCUCCUCGCCAUGCAGCCACUGACCUGUGCUUUUGUGAAUGUUACUCUGUAAAACCCUCGCUGGUUGAACGAUUCUUGUUUUUCUUUUGGUUUUUUUUUGUCAAACGUUGGUGAUGCACAUGUGUAUGAAUCCUCCUCCUCUCUCUCUCGCUCUUGCUCUCUCUCUCUCUCUUAUCUCUUUCUCUCUCUGCCUUCCUUUCAUCGUUUCCUCCUCUAAGAAACGCCACUAAAGCUGUCUGAUUCUUUUCUAUUAGAGUCUCCGCUCUCUUUUAUCCCAGUCAGACGAUAGUUUUCCAUACAAGUGGAUAGAAAAUCAUCGGUGUAUUUACAGGUUCUCUUUUCAACUGAGCAAACAAAAGAAGCAAUGUCGUCCUUUUGUAUCUUUGCUGAACUGUGACAAAAAAAAAAAAAAUGAAACUUUAAUGUACACAACACCCAAAAUGCAUCCUUUUUUUCUUUAUUUUUCUACCCCAUUCAUCUUUGUUUUAUAUUUUUAGUUGUACGGACGGGUCAUUCUCCUUUGUGUCAGCAACAUGCUGGCAUCAUAGAAUAUCAGUUUACAUAAAGUAUUAAUAAAGUGUAUUUCAAUUCCCACCAAAGGACAUUAUAAAUGUUAUGUUCUUGCGUUAACACUUGAGGAUUUAAGUGAAUAAAAGCUUAAAAAUAA
Phyllopteryx taeniolatus (common seadragon) is the source of this 3857-nucleotide messenger RNA. It is a transcript of the gene ntng1a, whose product is annotated as netrin g1a. NCBI's taxonomy places the organism in Eukaryota, Metazoa, Chordata, Actinopteri, Syngnathiformes, Syngnathidae. Bases 888 to 2507 code for a protein of 539 amino acids. The transcript has 8 exons. The record is from RefSeq and is a predicted model, not a curated record. Gene Ontology annotation, molecular function: cell-cell adhesion mediator activity.